AUGGAUGAAUCAACAGUCGGCUUACGUUCUACAAAAAUACGACAUAAGGAAAAGAUUCAGGGUUGCACUAAAGGCUGCCGUUUAUUGGAAGAAGCUCUUGAAUCAUCAUGUUCGAUAGCAUGCAACGGCACAGACGACCAAGUGUCAGUCGAAGCAAUGCACUGCGCUCUCGGAUGCAACGAGGCCCUAAGCAAGUACUUUAUCCGUCUCAAAAAGUUUAUAGGUACCCCUGCAGCUCCUGCCUUAGUGGCCAAUUCGUUGACGGCGACCUCGCUGGCUUUGGAGUGGAACGGGACUCCGCUAUCGGUGACCCACGGCGGGCGCCUACUAGCUCAGUGGAGGUACGAGGAGCAGAGCGCGGCCUGGCACUUUUUUCCGCGUGGCCAUCCUGCUGAACUGCCUCCACUGCGAGCCGAUCGUGUCGUCGCCGUCCGUGGUGAUCAGCACUUUGCCGGCCGGACCGCCGCUAAGUCGUCCCUCACGGGUAAUUGCAUCGGCCAUUGGCCCGAGCCGUGUUCUCGUCUAUUGGGAGACUGGCCAGUUCAUAAACGGCCUGAUACUCUCCUAUGUGUUGCAGAUAAAGACUCAAAACUCCGCGAGCGAACUCGAAUAUUCAUCCAUAAAGAUGAUGUCAUUGAUGAACAAUUACUUUUUAUAUUUUCAUCAGAGCGUAAGAUAUUUCGUUUAACUCUAGUCAACUUUAAAGAUUACUCUGUACUUUACGAAUCAAACAAUGCUAGUAUUACAGGAUCGGCAGUCCACAUUUCUAAGUCAUUAUUAUUUAUUUCCGAUUCGAAUGGUUAUAUUCAUAGGAAGCUGAUAAGGAAUAGUUUAUAUGAAAACGAAGAGAAGAGUGAAGUUAUAAUUAGUCCUUUUGGUGCUCAAUUUAAACCUUUCGAUUUAACAAUCGAUUGGCUUAAUGAUCAUCUUUAUAUUUUGGGACAAGUAAAACACGAGGGUAUUGAUGUUUGGCAAAUCGUCCGUAGUAAUUUGAAUGGUCAAUUCCUAAUAGUGGCAGUUGGAGGAAUCAGCCUAAAACCUCGACAGAUUGAUGUGGAUCCAUAUAAUGGUUAUAUUUUCUGGAUAAAUGCAGAAGGACUUUUUCGUCUGGACUUGGCUAACAUCAACAAUGGUGUAAAGCAUGAUAAAAAUCCUGAAUUAAUUCUGAAACGCGAUGAUUUAUAUUCAUUUACCUUAGAUUGUAAAAAAUUUCGACUUCUGGUUCCAAUUCAUGGAGAAAGCGCGGUUAUCAGCAUUUUAUUGGACGGGAGUGCUAAAGAAAACAAAAGAACAAAUAUUAGAAACUCUAAGUUCCAAAAUGUAACGUCCCUGGUAUAUAUAAAUGAGCGUUUUUUCUGGAUUAAUGGUUACGAAAUUUAUUUAGAAGAUUAUCACGAGGAGCAAAAUAUGUAUUUUCAUAAUUCCAUUCCGUUUCCGAAUACUGUCUUCAAGAUAUAUGCCUAUAUAUCAUCUGCUCAACCGACACCAGUACCCGUAAAUCCACCAAUCAGUGCCCAGGCUCUGCUUGGUAUCGACGUCGCCCAAAUUUCUUGGCGUCCACCACAAUCUUUGGCGACUCAGGGCAAAGGAGCUUGGCAAAAGUGGACUUACGAAAUUUUAAUAAUGGAUGAGAAAAGAAAUAUGAGUCACGUCGAAAAAUCCAUUUCUUCGACAGACGUGACAGUGCAUAAUCUUCGUCCUGAUACCGAAUAUCGUGUGAAAGUAGCUGCAUAUACAAUUUCAGGAAGAGGCCCUUGGUCAGGCGAGUUCAUUAGCAAAACACUUCCUCGGCCUUUUGCAAAUCAGGAGAUCAACCUGCUUUGGUCAACUAGGGAAGGCGUGAUGCGUUCCGAUGUAACUGGAAGUAAUCUGAACACCAUUAUAUCGAGUUCGCAACUGUUUGGGAGCCAUGUCACCGAUAUCGACUGGUUUGAAGACGUUUUGUAUCUGGUGUUGAACUCAAGUCGAGUGUAUAUGUAUCAUACAACUGAGAAAAAAUUGACCAGGUAUAGUGACUUGGAGUCGGUUGGAAGCAUUGCAGUGGAUUGGCUUGGCAGAAAAUUAUAUUGGGCUAGUCCUAAUCAGCAGCUGAUAUUUCGAGGAAGUCUUUCAGGUAACCAUCGUGAAUCCUUACCAAUGCUCGCCUUAGCACGAGAAUUAAAAGUGGAUUCUGUAGAAGUCAUCGGGUUGACUUUGACUCAGUCAGUGCGCAGAGUUGUUAUGUGGAUAAUUCGCAGUGAUGAAGGAUCCAUGUUGUAUACAGCGCCUAUGAAUCCAACUGCACCUUUCUUUCGUCCAUUGCAAGGAUCACAACUUCAUGGACCUUUGUGCCAAUUUGGCGAAAGAUUAAUGUGGCUCCGAGAUGACAGUUCAGUGGCCAUGAGUGAUAUUACUGGAAACUAUACAGCAAUCGUUUCUAGUCCAGGUCUGGUUGGAUUGCGUACAGUCAUUGCUAAAGAAACUUCUGCGCGCAUUCUGAGAAAUGGAACGGCUUCCACCAACGACCCAAUCUUCAUUUAUGAAGUUCGCCUGACUGUAAACGAAACUGAAGUAAGAGCUUAUGGAAUAGGAACCUCCAAACAACGAGCUAAGCAUGAAUCGGCAAGAUCGGCCCUUGAGAGGCUAUCGGAAAUGAAUUCACCACCGUCGCAAUUUACCAGCUUUCCUGUAUCGAUCGAUAACAAAGCUUCGCCAGUUGUGUCAUAG
Messenger RNA from Ctenocephalides felis (cat flea), 2706 nucleotides. RefSeq names its product proto-oncogene tyrosine-protein kinase ROS-like. The transcript is spliced from 16 exons. Lineage: Eukaryota; Metazoa; Arthropoda; Insecta; Siphonaptera; Pulicidae. The coding region runs from base 1 to 2706 and encodes 901 amino acids. Gene Ontology annotation, molecular function: protein binding. The record is from RefSeq and is a predicted model, not a curated record.